AUGGAGAACUUCCAAGCAGUCAAAUACCUCGAAUCUCUACUGGGGAAAACACUCAGGAUUCAUACAACGGACGCAAGGCUAUUUGUGGGCACUUUCAAAUGCACAGACAAUCAGGAUCGAAACAUAAUCCUAUCCACAACCCACGAAUACCGCUACCCCGCUAUCCCAGAACAUGAACCUGCGAAUCUCACCAGAGAAGACGAUUAUACAGCUACGGGAAUCGUCAAGGCUGAUAUGAUUAGUCGCUACAUCGGCCUAGUAGUCGUCCCCGGUCAUUAUAUCACCAAAAUCGAGCUGGAUGAAUUUUCCGAAAAAAAAAACGGGAAUUCCCAGGCGCAGCAGGCUUGA
This is a messenger RNA of Histoplasma mississippiense, 348 nucleotides long. RefSeq lists its product as hypothetical. The transcript has 2 exons. Gene Ontology annotation, cellular component: NatC complex. The coding region runs from base 1 to 348 and encodes 115 amino acids. The record is from RefSeq and is a predicted model, not a curated record. NCBI's taxonomy places the organism in Eukaryota, Fungi, Ascomycota, Eurotiomycetes, Onygenales, Ajellomycetaceae.